Molecule: messenger RNA, 3539 nt
Organism: Sander lucioperca (pikeperch)
Lineage: Eukaryota; Metazoa; Chordata; Actinopteri; Perciformes; Percidae
Exons: 4
Coding region: 1-2061 (686 amino acids)
Source: RefSeq, a predicted model, not a curated record
AUGGAAAAGCUAUGUGAUUCUGCUGUUACCCUAAGUGAUCCUGCACUCGUCUCCUCUGAUCCUGCACUGAACUCACAUGGUCCUGGUCCUGCACUCGACUCCCGUCAUCCUGGUCCUUCACUCGACUCACUUAAUCCUGAUCCUGCACUCGUCUCCUGUGAUCCUGCACUUGACUCGCAUGAUCCUGCACUCGUCUCCUGUGAUCCUGCACUUGACUCACAUGGUCCUGAUCCUGCACUCGUCUCCUCUGAUCCUGCACUGAACUCACAUGGUCCUGAUCCUGCACUCGUCUCCUGUGAUCCUGGUCCUGCACUCGACUCACAUGAUCCUGAUCUCGCACGCGUCUCCUGUGAUCCUGCACUUGUGUCGCCUGAUCCUAAUUCUGCACUCAUUAGUACUAUAUCGGUAUGUGAUUCUGCUGUUACCCUAAGUGAUCCUGCACGCAUCUCCUGUGGUCCUCCACUCGACUCCCGUCAUCCUGGUCCUGCACUCAACUCACUUAAUCCUGGUCCUGCACUCGACUCCCGUCAUCCUGGUCCUGCACUCGACUCCCGUCAUCCUGGUCCUGCACUCGAUUCCUGUCAUCCUGGUCCUGCACUCAACUCACUUAAUCCUGGUCCUGCACUCAACUCACUUAAUCCUGAUCCUGCACUCGUCUCCUCUGAUCCUGUACUCGACUCACAUGGUCCUGCACUCGUCUCCUGUGAUCCUGCACUGAACUCACAUGGUCCUGAUCCUGCACGCGUCUCCUGUGAUCCUGGUCCUGCACUCGACUCACAUGAUCCUGAUCUCGCACGCGUCUCCUGUGAUCCUGCACUUGUGUCGCCUGAUCCUGAUUCUGCACUCAUUAGUACUAUAUCGGUCUGUGAAGAACCUCCCCUCUCAUUCAUACCACCAGUCCACCAAACCUCUACAAACACUUCCUGUGCAAAUGGGCAGGUAUGGCAAACUGCUACUGUCGAGGAUACAAGAAAACAGCAUGAGUUGCUACUUCUUGCUUUAAAACUCAAGCAUGGACUGACUGAUGAAGCUUUAGAAGACACACUUAAAGUUGUUAACGUUAUAAGUCAGAGGCAUGCUGUGUCAUCUACCAAACAUCACUUUUACAAAACUUUUGAUGACUUGAAAAGAAAUAUUCAGUUUCACUACAUAUGUGAGGGAUGCACAAUUUCUGUAAACAUUGAGGGAGAAAAAGUGGUUUGUCCUAACUGUCAAUAUUCUUGUAGUGUAGCCGAUCACAUGAAACAGGGGCACUUCUUUAUUGUUUUUCCACUAGAAUCACAAUUAAGGAAUAUGAUGGAACAAGAGGAACUCUUCAGCCAGUUGACUAGGCCUAACAGUGGUGCUCACUCUAGCCCACUGACAGAUAUCACCGAUGGUGAGCUUUACAAGAGGGUUAACGGAAAUAUUGAAGGCCAAUCUGAGCAUCACGUCAAUCUCACACUAACCUUUAGCUGUGACGGGGUACCUGUGUUUAAGAAAUCUUCUUACAGUAUUUGGCCACUUCUCUAUACAGUCAAUGAAUUACCACCUGAUUUGAGAGCAAAACAAGUCAUGUUGUCAGCCUUAUGGUUUGGUUCAUCAAAACCAAACUGUAACACAUACUUAUCACCAUUUGUGAAAGAAUGCAAUCAAUUGCUUACUCAUGGGUUUGAGUGGAUCAGUGCAAAUGGUAUUCGUGGCCGGUCCAAAGUAUUUCCCUUGGUGGCAGUAUGUGAUUCUGUUGCAAGACCGAUGAUUCAAAAUUUUAAGCAAUUCAAUGGAGAAUUUGGAUGUUCAUACUGUUUACAAAAAGGUACAGUGGUUGAGAAGGGUCAAGGUCAUGCACGGGUCUAUCCUUUUAAGUCUAAUACUGAAAGCAGAAAUCAUGGUAGCAGCCUAGAUUUCGCUCGAGAGGCUAUAGAAAAUCACACUACUGUGAAAGGAGUGAAAGGACCGUCUAUUUUGUCCUUGAUCCCAUCAGUUGACCUGAUACAAGGUUGCGUACCUGACUACAUGCACGCCUGUCUUCUUGGUGUUGCAAGAUCUAUGACUUAUAUGUGGGUUAGAAGUGACUCAUGAAAACCCAUGGUAUGUAGGAAGGUGUAUCCAAGAGAUGGAUCAAAAACUUCACCUUAUCCAACCACCCUCCUGUGUUUCCAGAGUGCCUAGAUCACUGCAAGAGAGAAACUAUUGGAAGGCGCAUGAGUGGUACAUGUGGCUUUUCUACUAUAGCAUCCCAGUGCUUAAAGGGAUCUUACCAGAGCGCUAUCUAAUACACUGGACACGGUUUGUGAAGGCUUUGGCAUUGCUCUUAACUGAAAGUGUCACCUUGCAACAAAUUCAGGAAGCAGAUAUCAUGCUUAGGAGAUUUGUGAUGGAAAUGGGGAAUCUCUAUGGUAUACAAAACGUGUCCUAUAAUGUCCAUCUCUCUCUUCACCUUGCACAAAGUGUGCGAAACUGGGGUCCUUUAUGGGCUCAUUCAGCUUUCACAUUUGAGUCAUAUAAUCACAGCCUGCUCAAAAUGAUCAAGAGCACACAAAGGGUCCCUUUGCAGAUUGCCAAAACAUUUCAGUUACAGAAGGGUCUGCCCUUAUAUGCCAAGAAAACACUUUCAAAUGUAUCCUCUGAAUGCAUUUCGGCCUUUGAAGACUUAGUCAGUCCUACACACACCCAGAGUGCAAUAAGGUGUAAAGAGGUCAUUGCACUUGGAGGCAGACAUGAGAAAGUAAGACUUGAGCAAGAUGACUACCUUGCCCUCCACAAUGUAGCUAAUCACAUUGAGAGAGAACUUCUUGUCAGUUACCGUGACAGGGCAGUAAUUAAUGGUGAAGUUGCGCACUCUAAAAGACAUUCGAGAGAGAGGAAGAGAAACUUGCAUGUUGUAGUCCUCACAGAUAACAGUAUUUUCAGUGUUAAUACGUUUGUUGUUGCAGACUUAGGAAGUGGGGAACGCUGCUAUGCCAUAGGACAUUAUUUUGAAACAAAGCGGCACAGUUUUUUUGCUUCAUUGUCGAACCCACACCACUUUGUUGCUGUUGGCAAAAAGUUGGGACAUCUGACAGCUGUUCCAGCUGCAGUUAUUCAGAGAAAGUGUCUCUUUAUGAAUCUUCCAAACCUGAAUGUUAAUUAUGUUUUUAUGUUUUUGAAUCGUAAUGAGUUGACGAAUUGAUUAUAAACAAAACAAAGGGGUCAUAGAAUGGAAAACACCCAUUUACCCAUGCAGACCAAAUAGUGAAAACACAUCUUUUAGAGUUUUCGCUUGUCAGUGAAAUGCCAAUUGAUAGUUAAAAAGAAUAUUGUCUAACUCUGAAUACCUUGACAUGAAAUGUCAAUAGGUUAAAAAAGAAUGAACUUAUGUAUCUAGUGGAGUCCUAAAUAGUAAGAAUACUGCCUGCACAUGUCUGAAUGUGGAAUGUCACUUAAUAGUUAAGAAUAUUGUCUGUACUUCAAAAUGUCAUGUAAUGAAAUGCCAGUUAAUAGAAAUGUUGUAUGUACUUGUCUGAAUAGUUUAAAAAGAUGAUACUUAAUGUACGUAUGUAUGUAAUGUAAUACCUCAA